Messenger RNA from Conger conger (European conger), 2295 nucleotides. RefSeq names its product sphingosine-1-phosphate receptor 4 (gene s1pr4). The record is from RefSeq and is a predicted model, not a curated record. The transcript has 2 exons. Gene Ontology annotation, cellular component: membrane. Gene Ontology annotation, molecular function: sphingosine-1-phosphate receptor activity. Gene Ontology annotation, biological process: G protein-coupled receptor signaling pathway. NCBI's taxonomy places the organism in Eukaryota, Metazoa, Chordata, Actinopteri, Anguilliformes, Congridae. Bases 282 to 1430 code for a protein of 382 amino acids.
UGUGAAACAUCAGAGAGUCUUCUGACCCGCAAUGGGUGUGGCAACCCGCAGAGAUGCUGAGGAGCUUCCUUCCCUGUUCAAUGUAGAUGUGAAAGCAUCAGUAGUUUCUCGCAGUGAGAUGAGCAACCCGCAGUGACUGUAGGAGGGAGCUGUGCUGGGAGCCACAGGAGAGUGCGUGCCCACAGGGAGACCCUCAGCUCAGCCCGGGAACAGAGUGAUAGCCUGAGUCCAAAGACUCGCCCGCCCGCCCAGGAGUUUCACUUUCUCCCACCGUCGUCUCCAUGGAGGUCCUCCAGUCCCUGAGCUCCCCCGGCUCCUGCCCCCACCUGUACGGCUCGGGCAACGUCAGCGUGGUCAAGGAGCACUACAACCGCACGGGCCGCCUGGUGAACCGGCCGGCCAAGAGCGAGGGCCUGGGGGUGGCCGAGGCCUGCUGGCUGCUCAUCAGCGUCUCCAUCAUGGCGGAGAACCUGGUGGUGCUGCUGGCGGUGCUCCUGCGCCUCCGCCUGCGGCACCGCUGGGUCUACGUCUGCAUCGCCAACAUCACGGUCAGCGACCUGCUGACGGGCGCCGCCUACGUCAUCAACAUCCUCAUGUCCGGCGGCCGCACCUUCCGCCUGAGCCCCGCGCUCUGGAUGCUGCGGGAGGGCGUGCUCUUCGUGGCGCUGACCGCCUCCAUCUUCAGCCUGCUCCUCAUCGCCGUGGAGAGGUACACCACCAUGAUGCGGCCGCUGCACCAGAAGUCGGCCCGGAAGACGUGCCGCGUCUACGGAAUGGUGGCGCUCAGCUGGCUGCUGGCCUUCGCCAUCGGCUUCCUCCCGCUGCUGGGCUGGAACUGCGUCUGCCAGCUGGAGCGCUGCUCCACCCUGCUGCCGCUGUACUCCAAGAGCUACGUCCUCUUCACCCUGGUCAUCUUCUUCCUCAUCCUGAUGGCCAUCAGCGUGCUCUACGGCGCCAUCUACUGGCACCUGCGGGGCAGCGCGGAGGUGGGCUCCACCCGCACUCGGCUGCGCUCCAUGCGGCUGCUGAAGACGGUGGUCGUCAUCGUGGUGGCCUUCAUGUUGUGCUGGGGGCCCCUCUUCACCCUGCUGCUGGUGGACUUCUUCUGCCAGUCGCGCGCCUGCAAGCCCCUGAACAGCUCGGGCUGGGUGCUGGCGGUGGCGGUGCUGAACUCGGCGCUGAACCCGGCCAUCUACGCGCUGGGCAGCGCCGAGCUCCGGCAGGCCAUCGCCGACCUGCUGCGCUGCCUGACGUGCAGCGCCGGCACCAAGGAGACCAGCAGCACGUCCGGGGGCUCGCAGAGACACAGCAGCCUGCGCAACAGCUUCAACCACGUGCGCAGCCUGAGCACCAGCCCCCCACCCGUCCGCAAGGCCAAGAAGCCCCGCCUCAGCUCCACCACGUCCUGCCUGUCCGUGUCCACCGACUAGACCACGGAAACCUGGGCGUGUCUCCUCCGGCUAACCGCUCCCCUGCACCUCUGCACCUCGGGCCCCCCGCCCUCCCCCAAGAGGCCCCCCGUUUCCUUCCUCUGCGCGGCGGCCCCCUCCACUCGCGAUUUGGUCCUUUUGUUUUUUGUUUUUUGGUUGAGUGAAUCCACAAGACUAACGGAGUCUCUGUGUCACAAGCCCAGGCGCGCGUGUGUGCACACACACACGCACACAUACACGCACACACACACACAGACACACACCCGCACUCACACACACUCGCACACACAGCCUGAGAGACAGUGGAAGGAAAAAUAUAAAUUUUAUGGCAUCAGGUAAACAAUACUGUUAUAUCUGAGGGUUCAGUAUUCAUGUUUGAGGCAGCUGAAUGUGCAAUAAAUUAAUGUGAAUUAAAAUAAAUAUAUAUGGACAAGAUUCUCUGUUUAAAUAGUUGACAAAUUUAUAGUUGUGCUGAAAAUGUGAAAAAUAUGGAAAUGAUUUGGAAAAAACUGAAUUGAUUUAUAUAUUGAGUGACAGAGUGAAUAUAUUGUAAAAUAUUACUUCUCUAUACUCAUAUUCAAUAAAGGUUCUUUGUACUUUUUUUCUACUGUAAUUUUGUUUUACAAACCUUUGCUGUUCGAAAUAAUCAAUAUAGUUUCAAAUGAGCUUCUGUUCUUUUGUUCAAUUGCUGCAGAAUGUACAAUGUUCUUGUUGAUGCCUAUUGUAGAUGACAAUAUAGCAAAAUCUUGAAAACUGAAUUAUAGAUAUUAUAUUUUGUAAAAUGUUGCCUUACUAUCAUAAUUGUUCUUAUAUUUUGGUCACUGUCAACAUGUUCACAUUGUUUGAAUAAAUCAUAUUUCCUCAA